Racocetra fulgida is the source of this 195-nucleotide messenger RNA. NCBI's taxonomy places the organism in Eukaryota, Fungi, Glomeromycota, Glomeromycetes, Diversisporales, Gigasporaceae. The record is from the annotation of a GenBank genome assembly.
AUGAAUACUAAACCUGAACCGUUAAGUAUUACUGCUAAUUACUUGAAAAAAAAUGUUGAGAAAUUAUUACCGGAGGCUUUUGCUAAUUGGUUAGAGUAUAUGAGAAAAGAGGAAAAGAGAGUAGGAAUAUUAUUUCCGGCAAUGGUGAAGUUUGCUUUUUCUCCUCAUAUGAGCGAAUAUGUUGAUUAUGGGUGA